Messenger RNA from Epithele typhae, 1377 nucleotides. RefSeq lists its product as uncharacterized. The coding region runs from base 1 to 1377 and encodes 458 amino acids. The transcript has 6 exons. Gene Ontology annotation, biological process: regulation of DNA-templated transcription. Gene Ontology annotation, molecular function: zinc ion binding; DNA-binding transcription factor activity, RNA polymerase II-specific. NCBI's taxonomy places the organism in Eukaryota, Fungi, Basidiomycota, Agaricomycetes, Polyporales, Epitheliaceae. The record is from RefSeq and is a predicted model, not a curated record.
AUGUAUUACAGCCCCGAGCUCAGCUCUAGCUCUACGGGACCGCAUUCGUCAAACGUCGCUACCGGCAUGGCUCAGUUCAACGUCGAGGAUGACGAGCAGAACUCGUUCUACGGCACACCGUCACUGGUGUACGACGAACCCAUAUGCGUGCACUACGUCCCGCCAUCGGCCAUCUCCAACAAGUACUACACGCUCGAAGCGCCCCCACCCAACGACCUUGCCGGCCAGCCCCAUCUAAUCCCACCCAUUCCGACCACGACCACUCACGUCCCCAUUUUCACAACAUCCCCCGCGUCUCAACGCUCUGUUCCUGUGCCGCUUGGAAGCCACGAUCUUCCGAAACACAGAAGAAACAAAGACGACCCCGGCGGCAGCUCUGGCCAAGUGGCGCAGCCUGCGGCGCUCGUCUCCGAGCAACCGCGCGCCGGACCGUCAUAUCACGGAAGCCCCAUGCACGAGUCUCACCCGGCGGUCCACCUGCCCACCGACGAUGGCGCACACGCGGACUCGCGCUCCCCGACCCCGAACUCUAGCUACUACGUGCCCCUCGAGGCGGCCGCGUGGAGCACACCGCUCUCUGGGUUCUCCGAGCUCGCCACCGCGCUCCUCCCGCCCCCCUACUACAUCGUCCACUCCCCGAACGAGCCACAGCAUCUCUACAACGCCGCAUCUCACCUCACGGCCGCGCCCGACGCCACUGCCACCCCCGGCGGCGCGGCGCGCGUCCCGCCCCACGAAAGGCCCAAGACGCAGCGGCGCCUCCUCCCGCACCACGCCGCGCCUCCGACGUCGAACUGGACGUCGGCAGGCGGUGGACCCAAGACGGAGCCGAACGAGGACACGCCCCGCGCGCGGUUCGUCUACUCGCCGACGACCGCGCGGCGCAUCAACGUCUCCGUUGGCAGCGCGGGCCUCCUGCAACUGGUUAGCUCGGAGCUGCGCGAGCCCUUGGAGGCGAAGACGCGCCACAAGCGCCUGGCGAGCACGAACAAGGCGUGCGCCUUCUGCCGGAAGCGCAAGAUCGCGUGCGGGGGCCCCUUGGCGGGGGACGAGUCGCGGCGGUGCGGGAUGCUCGCACGGAAGCAGCCUACGUCUCAGGCUCGCGCGCGGAGAGUGCGCGCCAUGAACGCCAUCCGCGUCAUGUCCGGUGUCGGUGCGGACGCGCGCGCGCACGCCAAUGGGGAGGACAAUGCAUCCAACGCCGCCAACCCUGCGAGUUUGCCACCGCGUCGUCUUCGUCUUCGUCGCCGCCUCUCACGACUUCCAAGAGAGGCGACGCUCCACCCGGCGUCGACCACCCCGCAGUUGAAUGAUGUGCUCAGCGCCAUCAAGGACAUUUGCCUCCCGCCCCUCCUUUGGUUUCGUGACUGGGCAUGA